Molecule: messenger RNA, 3053 nt
Organism: Toxotes jaculatrix (banded archerfish)
Lineage: Eukaryota; Metazoa; Chordata; Actinopteri; Toxotidae
Gene: cat
Product: catalase
Exons: 13
Coding region: 93-1676 (527 amino acids)
Biological process (GO): response to hydrogen peroxide; hydrogen peroxide catabolic process
Cellular component (GO): peroxisome; cytoplasm; mitochondrion
Molecular function (GO): catalase activity; heme binding
Source: RefSeq, a predicted model, not a curated record
UUCAGGCAUCGGGAUACAAAGAUAACGUUUUUCUGCGCAGCACCUCCUGCACAGUGUGUGGUCCGUACGUCCAUUAGCGCUGACCCGUCGAGAUGGCAGACAGCAGAGAUAAAACCACCGAUCAAAUGAAGAUAUGGAAGGAGAACAGGGGCUCUCAGAGGCCAGACACGCUGACCACAGGAGCUGGCCAUCCUGUUGGAGACAAGCUGAACCUGCAGACUGCAGGACCAAGAGGCCCUCUGCUGGUCCAAGAUGUGGUCUUCACAGAUGAGAUGGCCCACUUUGACAGGGAGCGAAUCCCAGAGAGAGUGGUGCACGCCAAAGGUGCAGGGGCGUUUGGUUACUUUGAGGUGACUCACGACAUCACCCGCUACUGCAAGGCCAAGGUGUUUGAGCAUGUCGGCAAGACUACACCUAUCGCCAUCCGCUUCUCCACUGUGGCUGGAGAGUCGGGAUCAGCAGACACAGUGCGAGAUCCCAGAGGCUUUGCCGUCAAGUUUUACACUGAGGAGGGAAACUGGGACCUGACAGGCAACAACACCCCCAUUUUCUUCAUCAGGGACGCCCUGCUGUUCCCGUCCUUCAUCCACUCCCAGAAGCGCAAUCCCCAAACCCACAUGAAAGACCCUGACAUGGUGUGGGACUUCUGGAGCCUGAGGCCUGAGAGUCUGCAUCAGGUGUCUUUCCUGUUCAGUGAUCGAGGUUUGCCUGAUGGCUACCGUCACAUGAACGGCUAUGGCUCUCACACCUUCAAACUGGUCAAUGCCAAUGGAGAGAGUGUCUACUGCAAGUUCCACUACAAGACUGAUCAAGGAAUAAAGAAUCUGCCAGUGGAGGAGGCAGACCGUCUGGCAGCCACCAACCCAGAUUAUUCAAUUGGAGACCUGUUUAAUGCCAUUGCCAAUGGCAACUACCCAUCCUGGACCUUCUACAUCCAGGUCAUGACCUUUGAGCAGGCCGAGAAGUUCCAGUUCAACCCCUUCGACCUUACCAAGGUUUGGUCUCAUAAAGAAUACCCUUUGAUUCCUGUGGGCAAACUGGUCCUCAACAGGAACCCAGUCAACUACUUUGCAGAGGUGGAGCAGCUGGCCUUUGACCCCAGCAACAUGCCACCAGGCAUCGAGCCGAGCCCCGACAAGAUGCUGCAGGGUCGUCUCUUCUCCUAUCCAGACACACAUCGACACCGGCUGGGAGCCAACUACCUGCAGAUCCCCGUCAACUGCCCUUUCAGGGCCCGUGUGGCCAACUACCAGCGUGAUGGUCCGAUGUGCAUGUUUGACAACCAAGGUGGAGCUCCAAACUACUAUCCUAACAGCUUCAGUGCCCCAGAGACCCAGCCUCAGUUUAUGGAGUCCAAGUUCAAGGUGUCUCCGGAUGUGGGUCGUUACAAUAGUGCAGAUGAAGAUAAUGUCACACAGGUUCGUGCCUUCUACACCCAGGUGCUGAAUGAAGAGGAGCGCCAGAGACUUUGCCAGAAUAUGGCAGGGUCCCUGAAGGGAGCCCAGCUCUUCAUCCAGAAACGCAUGGUUGAAAACUUGAAGGCUGUCCAUCCAGACUACGGAAACAGGGUUCAGACCCUACUCAACAAGUAUAAUGCAGAGGCCCAGAAGAGCUCAACUGUGCGUGUAUACAGCCGUCCAGGAGCCUCAGCCAUCGCUGCGUCCUCCAAGAUGUGAUGCCUUCAAUUUCUGACAGGGGCAGCCCCCCUCAUUUCUCUGAGAACAAAUGCACUUAUGUGAUUACCAACUACUACUACCAGUAACAAGAUUACAUGAUAAGAUUGAAAUACUAACCUUGUAGCGUCAGGAUUGGGGUUAUUCCAUUUGAAUUCAAUCCAAGCAAUUAAUUUUCUUCAAACUUCUCAAAGCUGGUGAUCUGUGAUUAAAAACCUGAUGAGGUAAAUUUGUCUUGACUGAACAGCAGCUUUAUAUGCAUAUUGCUUUGAUGGCAUUACAUGAAUUCAUUUCAGCCAAGUAGUAUAAUGAGCAAUGAUUGUUUCCAAUAAUUCCUCAGGUUCUUUAUAUGCUACUGUGUUUUUAUGAUCCAUCUCUUUUCUUUAGCUUAAGUUUAAAGAAAAGUAAUCCAGCUGUUAAAAAUAAUUCCUCCUGUCAACAUUGAAAUAACAUUUGCAAAAAGAAGGAAAAAAUUGAUGUUAUGCCUGGCAUGUACCUGACAGCUGCUUUAAUAUGUCUGAGUUCAACACGGCAAAAUACCUGGACUUGUUUGUUAACUUGUGGCUUUGCUAAUGGUAGCGUUUUUUUCAGUAUGAUUUGCCAAUGUGUUUUGGCUAGUUUUCUUCAUGCUCGACUGAAACACUGAUGAUAUUUAAUUAUGUGAAAACAGGAUAUUUAAAUUCAGAGUAGCAGAAACAGCAAUGAGAAAUCUCUGGUGUGUGUCUGUCUUAUCACAUCACAUGCAAUUCCUAAAGAGCAAGUUUCUCGAUGGGACAUUUUCUUACAACUAAAACACUCUUCUGUGCCUUUUUUUGGUUUAAGAACUACAGAAUACAGGUGACUUUAACCUUUAAUCAGAAAUUAUCUAUGAUUUGCUCUGUUUCAUUGUGAACAACAUAGCCACUCAGAAAGAGACUGUAUAUUAUGUGUGAUUGCUAGCAAUAUGUUUGAAGGUGUAACCUGGCAGUACAUCUACAUUGACUAAUAAUUUCUGAUUUGAAAUAGUAUUCAUUUUUAAACUGAGUAACCUCCCAAAAAUGCUCUCCCAUUGUGGUUUCUUUAGGGUGAAAUGGCAUUUUACAGAGUGUUACAAAGUUUUCAGAGGAAUCCAGUUAUUUCAAAUUCAAGUUUAAAUUUAUCGGGUGGGUCACUUUGAACCUGUGAAGAGACCACAAAGCUCCUCAGAAGGAUGCAAAUCAAAUUCAAAUCAAACAUAUCACUGUCCAUGUAACCUGCUAUUGUUAUGUAUUUGUAAACUCUCAAAUGUUCUUGAUCUGAAUGUAACUGAUUUUUUUUUUUUUUUUUUUUAAUGUUCAGUCUUUCAGAUGAGGUGUACUUUGUGCCUGCAUUAAUUACUUUGUAAACAAAGCAUAUCAGCAA